Prunus armeniaca (apricot) is the source of this 393-nucleotide messenger RNA. NCBI's taxonomy places the organism in Eukaryota, Viridiplantae, Streptophyta, Magnoliopsida, Rosales, Rosaceae. The record is from the annotation of a GenBank genome assembly.
AUGGAAGAUUAUUUCGCCUGGUACGACUUGAUGGAUGCUCAUAAACUUCACAUUGUUAAGAUGACGCUACACGGAGCCGCUAGACAAUAUUGGAAUUCCGUGGAGGAGCAACUAUACCAAUUUGGACAACCACAUGUGACUCUCUGGGACGAGAUGAAAUUAAUGCUUCGCGAACAAUAUCUUCCCACCUUUUAUUGCCAUCAAUUGUAUGACCAAUUAUGGACCAUUUCACAAGGAAGUUUAACCGUUACUGAAUUUCACGCUCGUUUUAUCGAACACAAGAUACGUGUAGGGAUUCGUGAAGAACCCAACAUCACUAUGUCUCGCUUUAUCCAUGGUCUUCGUGAUGAUAUCAAACGUGAAGUUCGGAGGUUCCAUCCACAUACUUCGUGA